Molecule: messenger RNA, 1257 nt
Organism: Besnoitia besnoiti
Lineage: Eukaryota; Apicomplexa; Conoidasida; Eucoccidiorida; Sarcocystidae
Exons: 3
Coding region: 1-1257 (418 amino acids)
Biological process (GO): lipid homeostasis
Cellular component (GO): membrane; endoplasmic reticulum
Source: RefSeq, a predicted model, not a curated record
AUGGCCGCGCCGCUUCUUCCGCCGCUUCCGUCGUGGUCGGCCUCUCUCGGAGCGGCUUUCUCCUUCCCCGCCCUGCUGCCUGAGGACGCGGCUGAGAAGCUGCUCGCGGUGCUGUGUCCGCACUCGCCUUCCGCGGCGCUCUUCCUCGCUCUCACGCUCUUCUGGUUCGCCGUCCACGCCUUCGUCUCCCCCUGCCUGCCUUCGCUGCUGCUGCCGCCGGCUGCGCGGCGCCAGCACGCGCAGAAGCUCGCGCGGCUGAAGCAGCUCGAGGCUGACCUCCGGCAGUCCGCGCGAGAUGCCCAAAACGCGUCGACCGCGGCGUGUGUAGACCGCUUUUGCGCGCAGGACGUCGGCGAGGAGCUCGCGUCGCUGCGUGUGUACCGUGUGAGCGCGGACGCCAACACCACUGCGUCGCUCCACGCGCUGUACCUGGCACCCGCUGCGCUCUUCCACGCUGUUGGCCGUGUGAUUCUCCCUGUCGCCCACGGCCUCGUCGCGCAGGCUGCAGCGGAGGCCUUCUCAGCCUUCCUGCUUGCGCACAAAGGCGACGGCGACCGCGCCGCGCUGCAGACCGGCGCCGAGGACGCCGCGCGCGAAGCCGCGCUGCAGCAAGAGAGAAACAUCUGGAGCACCUACCUGGCGCACUGGGACCGGGCGCCGGACUACUGGGAUGGCGCCAACGACGCUCUCGUCAUCUUUUCCGCGUACGUGAUGUCGAGUUACUUUCUUUGGGAUUCCUUCGAGUGUCUGCGCAACUUGAAAGUCCAUCGCCGCGCCUUUCUUCUCCACGCCGUAAUCAGCCUCCUCGGCGGGACGAUUCAGAUCGCGGCGCCCGGAAUCAAACUCUCAGGUUUUUGCAGUUUGUUUGCAAUCAGCGAGAUUUCGACGCCAUUCCUUCACUUUCGUUGGUUUUUGCUUCAGAACGGGCAGGCGGAGAGGCGGCUGUUUCGCUUUGUGAACGCGUUGACAGUCUGUCUGUUCAUUUCGGUGCGCCUCUUCGUGGUGCCCUUCCUCGUUUUCGCGCCCUACUGGCUUGACCUCUGCGUGUAUCGCCAGCACCUGGGCGCGGACGCGAACAUUUCUUCGCUCCGGAAAGUCUUCAUGAUGAUGCUUACAGUCGGCUGGACGCUGCUCAACUACUUCUGGGGCUACCUCUUCUUCCGCUCCCUCUGCCGCAAGCGCCGCAGGGCCGGACAGGCGGCGCAAGGCGCCGAGAAGGCCGAAGACCCCCGCCGGAAGGCCGCCAAGGCAGACUGA